AUCAGAGUUGAGGACCAUUUAGCAGGCCACUCCCUGAGUCGUGGAGCCCAGUAGUCUCCACUUCUCCACUGUUUCAAUUGAGUGCCAACAGAGCUGGGCGGGAGACGCGUCCUGGUUCAUUCUACAAGGUGGAUAAAGCCUCCAGUUCUGACCAGGGAAGGGGUAUAAAGGAAUCAAAGCCUGCGUACUUUUUCAAAGUAACAUCUGGAACCUACAUUUAUUCACAAGAGUGGAUUGAAGGAGGGGAUUUCUUUGCACAAAAGGGGGCAUCAUGUCCAAGAUGGAGGUGAAGACGUCACUUCUCGACGGCAUGAUUGGGGUGGGGGACAUGGUCCUCCUCGAACCCCUGACUGAAGAGUCCUUCAUCAACAACCUGAAGAAACGCUUCGACCACAAUGAGAUCUAUACGUACAUUGGCAGUGUGGUGAUCUCCAUGAACCCCUAUAAGAACCUGCCCAUCUACACACCCGACAAGGUGGAGGAGUACCGCAACAGGAACUUCUAUGAGCUCAGCCCCCACAUUUACGCUCUGUCUGACGAGGCCUACCGAUCUCUGCGAGACCAGGACAAAGACCAGUGCAUCCUGAUCACGGGAGAGAGUGGAGCCGGCAAGACAGAGGCCAGUAAGCUGGUGAUGUCAUACGUGGCGGCCGUGUGCGGGAAGGGCCAGGAGGUCAACAAGGUCAAGGAGCAGCUGCUGCAGUCCAAUCCAGUGUUGGAGGCUUUCGGGAAUGCCAAGACCGUCCGGAAUGACAACUCCUCUCGAUUUGGCAAAUACAUGGACAUCGAGUUUGACUUCAAAGGGGACCCCAUUGGAGGCGUGAUCAGUAACUAUCUGCUGGAAAAGUCUCGAGUUGUGAAACAGCCACGAGGAGAGCGCAACUUUCACAUUUUCUACCAGCUGCUGUCUGGAGCAUCAGAAGACACUCUGAAAAAGCUGAAGCUGGACAGAGAUUUCAGCAAAUAUAACUAUCUCAGUCUCGACUCGGCCACAGUCAAUGGCCUGGAUGAUGCAGCAAACUUCAGAACAGUCAGAAAUGCCAUGCAGAUCGUGGGCUUCAUGGAGGAUGAGGUCCAGUCCGUGCUGGAGCUGGUUGCAGCGGUGCUGAAGCUGGGCAACAUCGAGUUCAAGCCCGAGUCGCGGACCAACGGCUUUGAUGAGAGCAGGGUGAAAGACAAGAACGACCUGAAGGAGAUGUGUGAGCUCCUGGGGAUUGACCAGUCUGUACUGGAGAGAGCGUUCAGCUUCCGCACCGUGGAGGCCAGGUCAGACAAGGUGGCCACCACCCUCAACGUCGCUCAGGCCUACUAUGCCCGCGAUGCCCUUGCCAAAAACCUAUACAGCCGGCUGUUUAGCUGGCUGGUGAACCGCAUUAAUGAAAGCAUUAAGGCACAAACAAAAACACGCAAGAAAGUCAUGGGUGUCUUGGACAUUUAUGGUUUUGAGAUCUUUGAGGACAACAGUUUUGAGCAGUUCAUCAUCAACUACUGCAAUGAAAAGCUACAGCAGAUCUUCAUCGAGCUGACGCUGCGCGAGGAACAGGAGGAGUAUAUACGAGAGGGCAUCGAGUGGACCAACAUUGAGUACUUCAACAACGCCAUCAUUUGUGACCUCAUAGAAAACAACCAGAAUGGUAUCCUGGCCAUGUUGGAUGAGGAGUGCCUACGUCCGGGCACCGUGACGGACGAGACCUUCCUGGACAAGCUCAACACCAUCUGCGCCGAGCACCUGCACUUUGAGAGUCGCCAGAGCAAGAACUCCAAGUUCCUGACGGACCACACUCUGCCACACAACUGCUUCCGCAUCCAGCACUAUGCCGGCAAGGUGCUGUACCGCGUGGAGGGCUUUGUGGACAAGAAUAACGACCUGCUGUACCGCGACCUCUCGCAGGCCAUGUACAAGGCCAACCACAGCAUCAUGAGGGCCCUCUUCCCCGACGGGAACCCGGCCAAGAUCAACCUGAAGAGGCCCCCCACCGCAGGCUUCCAGUUCAGAGCCUCCGUGGCCACCCUCAUGAAGAACCUGCAGACCAAAAACCCCAACUACAUCCGGUGCAUCAAGCCCAAUGACAAGAAGUCGGCCCACAUCUUCACGGACUCGCUGGUGUGCCACCAGGCGCGCUACCUGGGGCUCAUGGAGAACGUGCGCGUGAGGAGAGCCGGCUACGCUUUCCGCCAGCCCUACGAGCUGUGCCUACUGCGCUACAAGAUGAUGUGCAAGCAGACCUGGCCACACUGGAGUGGACCUGCCAGGGAGGGCGUGGAGGUGCUGCUGAGUAAUCUUGCGGUGUCCCCAGAGGAGUACUCCUAUGGACGCUCCAAGGUCUUCAUCAGGAACCCCAGAACACUGUUCUUCCUUGAGGAGAAGAGGAGGUCGUGCCUGGAGGACCUGGCUACGCUCAUCCAGAAGAUCUACCGAGGGUGGAAGUGCCGCACCCACUUCCUGCUGCUGAAGAAGAGUCAGGUGGUGGUGGCCGCCUGGUACCGGCGAUACGCGCAACAAAAGAAGUACCAGAAGAUUAAGAGCGCCACCUUAGUGAUGCAAUCCUUCAUCAGGGGAUGGAAGGCACGAAAAAUCCUGCGUGAGCUGAAGUACCAGAAGAGGUGUGAGGAGGCUGCGACGACCAUCGCUGCCUUCUGGCAUGGCACCCAGGCUCGGAACGAACUGCGGCGUCUUAAGGAGGAGGCCAGGAAUAAACGCGCUGUCACUGUCAUAUGGGCAGCCUGGUUGGGAACUAAGGCUCGGAUGGAGCUGCGACGCUUAAAGUACGAGAAACGGAGUAAGCAGGCCGUGUCCAUCAUUUGGGCGGGCUGGCAAGGCACUAAGGCACGCAGAGAGCUGAAGAGACUGAAGGAGGAGGCCAGGCGCAAACAUGCCGUCGCUGUCAUUUGGGGCUACUGGUUGGGACUUAAGGUUCGUCGGGAGUACAGGAAAUUCUUCCGGGCCCACGCUGGCAGAAAGAUCUACGAGUUCACCAUCCAGAGGAUUAUUCAGAAAUACUUCCUGGGGCUCAAGAAGACCAUGCCUUCCAUGUCCCCCGUUGACAAAACGUGGCCCGUCAGAAGCUACCAGUUCCUGGAUGGAACACACAAGGAGCUCAGAAGAAUCUUCCACCUGUGGAGGUGUAAGAAAUAUAGGAGCCAAUUCACACAGGAGAAAAAGGCCAUCUACGAGGAGAAACUUCAGGCCAGCGAGAUCUUCAAGGACAAGAAGGCCCUUUAUCCAAGCAGUGUGAGCCAACCAUUCAAAGGUGACUACCUGGAGAUCAACAAGAACCCCAAGUACCAGAAGCUCAACAGUAUGGUGGAGGAGAAGAUCCUCCUGGCCGACGUCGUCAAUAAGAUCAACAGAGCCAAUGGCAAGGGGGCACCCAGGCUUUUCUUGUUGACGAAGAACAACUUUGUCCUGGCGGACCAGAAGACGGGCCAGGUGAAGGCCAGUGUGCCGCUGCCUGAUCUCAGUAGCGUGUCCGUCAGCACACAGACCGAUGGCUUCUUCGCCCUCAAACUGAAAGAGGGCACUACCUCUGCUGCCAAGGGUGACUUCCUGCUCAGUAGCGAUCAUCUGAUCGAGAUCAUCACCAAACUCCAACGCACGGGAGCAGCAGCAGCGGGCCGAGACCACAUCAACGUCGACAUCUCAGACGAGUUCCUGGUGCAGUUCAAGCAGGAUAAGGUGUGUGUCAAAUUCAUCCAGAGCGGCCUGAAGAACGGCAGUAGCGCGGCCUGCAAGCGUAAAAACAACCGUCUCUUAGAAGUCUCUGUGCCAUCGCCCUAAAUAUAUGAACUCUUUUUUUUUCCAAGAAGGGGGUGCCAAGUUUUGGACAAUUUACCAUCCAAACCCCACAAAGCCCCACCCUGUAAUUGUGCAAUUAUAAUAUAUUUUUUGUGCUUAUAUAAUGUUGUAUCUCCCGCUCAGCGUGAUUGGCUCACUGUCAUGUUUCGUUGCAGUACCAAGAAUAGAGGAAAUUGCAUGCUUUUUUUGGAAUACAAUGAGCAUGUAGCUACAAAAAAAGAAGAAAAGAAAACAAAAAGAAAAGGAGGUCUUUGUUUUACCUGUUCUAUUUUAAUAAGGAAGUGGGCUCAACCAAAAAAAAAAAGGAAAGAAUGUGCUCCUUGCUUUGUUGCAAUCCCAUAUGAAAGUCUCUGUUUCGCAGCAAAGAUUAUGGUUGUGGUUAUGAAACAUGCACAUCAGAUGGCAUCAGCAGCAGCUUACAGUACACACCAGACGUGAUGGGGCCGGGUCCAGUCAGUCACGGCAGGCUGGACUCAUCCUAUCCGGCUAAGCUACAGCAAACCACGCAAGCUGCCGUCUGGCCAUCGGUUUGGUGGGCAAGACCUGGCUGCCUGGGUUGACGGACCAGGGCAGUGAGCACUGACACAAAGAUUACAAAUGGAACGCAAUUGCACUUGUUUAAAACUUUUGCAAGGCUCAGACACAUGGAGGAAUCCAGGUGUUUUUUGGGAAAAAAAUUUCUUGGUUGAAAGGUUGAUUUGGUGAUGCUAUUAGCCUACCUAUUAAGCAUAUUGAUAGCAUAUUGGUUCAUCAUUAAUUGAUUGAUUCACUAACAAAAUAGUGAUAUUUUGUGGGAUCCACGUUUUUUUUUUCCUUGUGUAAAUAGUCUUGUGUAAAUUCUCCUGUCGCCUCAGUGCCGAAUGUAAACGCCACCUGUCUAACAGCAGUGUCCAGUCGGCCUUUGUGAGUACCAAGAAGCCAAAGCCCAAAUGUUCCCCCUUGCACACACUAACUUACCAGCAGCUGACUACAAGUUUAGGCAAAUAAGGGUCUUUGACAGCACACUCAGCGUGUGAUCUAAAUGUUGUAGUUGUCGUUUUUUUUUUAGUUUUGUUUUUCUAUAACAAAGUCCCAUUGCACAUUGUUAGUACAAAACCCCAAUGCAUACACACAACACAAGUUUGUGUUUCCUUUUUUCCCCUGUGGAAGUACAGUAGUAGUUUUGCCCAUAUUUACAGUAUAUUAGACAGGUAGGGAAACAGCAGAAAUGAGAAGAAGGGAAGUCGAGGACCCCAGACCACUUCCCAUGUUCUCCUUGAUGCUUUAUCCAGAUGCAGCCCAAACAGUAGUUACAGCAAGCCUCUCUCUCUCUCUCUCUCUCUCUCUCUCUCUCUCUCUCUCUCUCUCUCUCUUUCUCUCUCUCUCUCUCUCUCUCUCUCUCUCUCUCUCUCUCUCUCUCUCUCUCUCUCUCUCUCUCUCUCUCUCUCUCUCUCUCUCUCUCUCUCUCUCUCUCUCUCUCUCUGCCAGGGUGCUUGUUUUCAGAAAGCCCCUUAUGGGAAAGGGAAAUAGCCUCAUUCUCGUCACACACAGUCCUCCUCUCACUAAGGCCCCCCCUCACUGGUCAGCCCCUACAGGAAAGAAAAACAUAAUGGACAAACAGUGUUGAGCGGAGAUUGUUUUAAAAGUGAUUUUCUCCCCAAUAUGGCUGUUUCUUGGGAUGCUAGUUGGAAGCGAUUACACCUUUUUAAAGCAAUAUCUUUUUCUCUGAGUCAUCAAAGCCAGCUGUAAAUACGCUGCCUAUAGAGCUUUGGUGUGAAUGAAGUGUAUCAAGAGUUAAUUCUAGAAUCCUAAAGUUGUAAUACUGCUGUGCUGCGAAACGGUGAAUCUGUACAUCUCUUGCCAUUGGAAUGUGAACCGCUUUAUUUUUAGCCAACCCAUUGAGGCUAAUAAUAAAAGCAGUGUUUUUUUUUUUCUUGGGGCAGAACCAAAGAUUUCCGAUGCAGCUAGUUAUACACAGACAAAUGCAGAGAUUGUUCAUGCAUAGUCAUCCUCCAUCACUACAUAUUCAUAUUUACUGUCUAUGUCUCCGCCUUUUUUGAAUCAAGGAUACUCACACGCAUACACAUUAUACAGUACGUCAUGUUCAACAAAACAAAACAAGUGCUUUAUGUUGAAGUACAUUUAAUACGGUAUUGGAUGUUUUCAAUGUCUUUUGUACUAUUGGUUUCAAAAUAUUUGUGACAUUGUGCUGAAUAUUGUGUUGCUCAGCCCUAAUCACAUUCUUGUGCGUCUGCUAAUGUUUCAACAUUUUAAAAGAAUUUGUAUGCUUUGCUAUUCCAGAGAGGGAAACAAAACAUUUUGAUCAAACGAUUAGUGAACAGUGGUUUCUCUAUUUUCUCAAAACACAACUGAGACUUUUGAGCUAGUAGGAAGCUAGUUCCCUUUUUUCACUCUGUACAGUUUUGAAACUUAAUGCAGUUUGCUACCGUUAAUCCUCUCUCCUCUGUCUUCGUAGUUUGGGGUAAAAGAGAGAAUUGAAAAAGAAAUGAUGUAUGCAUUCUUGUUUUGUGCCUAAUGUAACCUGUACUCAAGGAGAACAUCAACAUGUUUCAAUACCUACUAUGUGUAACAAAUUUCAUUUAAUCUUUUUUUAAAUUAAAGUAAUAAAUGAAA
This is a messenger RNA of Engraulis encrasicolus (European anchovy), 6409 nucleotides long. It is a transcript of the gene myo1b, whose product is annotated as myosin IB. Gene Ontology annotation, biological process: vesicle transport along actin filament; actin filament organization. The record is from RefSeq and is a predicted model, not a curated record. The coding region runs from base 272 to 3778 and encodes 1168 amino acids. Lineage: Eukaryota; Metazoa; Chordata; Actinopteri; Clupeiformes; Engraulidae. Gene Ontology annotation, cellular component: microvillus; myosin complex; vesicle. The transcript is spliced from 32 exons. Gene Ontology annotation, molecular function: actin filament binding; microfilament motor activity; ATP binding.